Molecule: messenger RNA, 1005 nt
Organism: Fraxinus pennsylvanica
Lineage: Eukaryota; Viridiplantae; Streptophyta; Magnoliopsida; Lamiales; Oleaceae
Source: the annotation of a GenBank genome assembly
AUGGCUGCAGUCGCCUCUGCCACCACCGUCAUCCCUUAUCCUGCAAAGGCAGUCCAAGAACUGGCCACAAACACCAAUGCGACACCAGAAAAAUAUAUCCUCAAAGAAAGCAUUGGUAGAAUCGACUCUGAGCUUCCAUAUCUUGAUAUUCCGGUUCUUGAUCUUAGUCUUCUUGAUUCUUCAUCACCUGAAGCUGAAGAAGAACUCAAAAGACUAAGACUUGCUUUUAGCUCAUGUGGUUACAUACAGGCAAUAAAUCAUGGGAUAGAUCUUUCAUUUAUCGAUGAAGUACAUGAUGUGACGAGGAAAUUUUUCAAACUUCCAAUGGAAGAGAAGAAGAAAUAUGCAAGAGAUGCUGAUGAUAUUGAUGGAUAUGGAAACGACACUGUUUUCUCUGAGAACCAAACACUUGAUUGGAAUGACAGAUUGUAUCUCAACGUGAAGCCUGAAAACAAGAGGAAGAUGAAAGUGUGGCCUGAAAACCCUAAAAAUUUUAGGCAAGUUUUGGUAGAUCUUACAGACAAAUUAGAGAAGGUUAAUGAAAUUCUCACCAAGGCCAUGGCAAAAUCACUGGGUUUGGAAGAGGACAGUUUCUUGAAACAGUAUGGAGAGAAUAAGGUCUCUCUUACAAGAUUCAAUUUAUAUCCUCCAUGCCCUACACCUGAACUUGUCCUUUCAGCCAAAGCACAUGGUGAUCCAUCUGGAAUGACUUAUCUCAUACCAGAUAAAGAAGUUGAAGGCCUUCAAGUCCUUAAAGAUGAUCAAUGGUAUAAAGUUCCGAUUGUUCAAAACGCUAUCAAUGUUAAUGUUGGCGACCAACUCGAGAUAAUGACUAAUGGUAUUUUCAAGAGCCCGAUUCAUAGGGGCAGAGGCUCGUUAAUGCUCUCAAAAUAUGAUGUUUGCCUGUUUUUAUCUACUCCAAAAAGCAAUUUAAGGUUUAAAUCUGAGAUGCAGAAGCUAAAAUUUUUUAGUGGGAUUGAGCAGCAGGAUGCAUAUUUAUUAUAA